GACGCUGGGCUGCAGAAAUGGCAAUGUAGGCACAGCUAAAGCCUUACAGUGUCUCAGCCAAGCUGAAUGCGAGUACAAUGCUCCAUCCUUUAUUUCCAACCAUAAACUGCUUACCUGGGCAGUUCUAUGUUCAGGACUCAAGUAUAAACUAGGUUAUAAAUCGCCUUCUUGAAUCCACUGGAUGGUAAUUCUCAGCUAUACAGUAAGGUUGUUUUCAUAGCUGCCUCUACUUUCAGUGGUCCUUCUAGUCACAGGUUCUCAACUGCACCCUAACUCUCAACAUGGCUAUUCAAAGCGAAAUAGAACGACAUCAGUCUUCUUCCAUGACAACGAACUACCAAACCAAGAACGAGCAGAACUACCAGCGGCACUGGCUUCAACUAAUAUCCAACCAACCCCUGGAAACAGCGCCAAUCCCGAACCAGCCGCUACUAGUUCCGGUAUCGAAUCUAAUUACUAUUCCAAGCCAUGAGGAUCGGGUACAGUGGUUCGCAUGUCGUCUAUCAAAGAGGUUUAUACAUCAAUACUUGAACGUUAUGCCAGUGCAACUACCUCUUCUGAGGGGCAACUGUCAUCUUGAGCUCCUCCCCCAAGACAUAAUCGACCGAAUCUGCCGGUAUGUACCGUACGAGGAUUUAAUAAGCCUCUACCGACUAUCACGAACAAUGAACCAGGUUAUCGACCCGCAGCUAGCACCCCACGAAACCAAACUAUCCUUCGUUCUACGGGCCGAGCGUGACUUCCCACAGCACUUCACUAAGACUAAGGUGAACCCGAAUUCACCGAGAUUGGGUUGCUAUAUGUGCUUCCGGGUACUAUCAGGCGAUGUUUUCGACAGUGACCAGCCCGUACAGGCUCUGCUACGGACGUCGCUGUCCGACGAGCAGGUAAUCGUGAAUCUACGGCGAUUUUGUAUACCCUGCGGUAUCCAAUCGGGCUGCCAUAACCCCGGAGACAAGCUAGUUACGCGAAAUGGGGGGCGGUACUGGAUAUGCGAUUGCUUGAAUGUGUUGGAUGAUAAAACGGCGGGGUGCAAGAACUGUAGGACGCUCUGCCCGCUCUCGCCGCGAGGGUUUAAUGCGUCGGCGCUGAAAAUGAGGAGUAUGAUAUGGGGCUAACGGCAUGACUAAAUAUGCUCAUUCACUCAAGUUCCUUGGAGUAUUACCUGCACGGGAGAACGCAUCCGGACCUAUACGGGACGGGUCGUCUUUGGAUGUGGUCAUGAUCAAGGGCAUCUCUGCCUUUGAACAUGCUGUUUGUUCCUUAUCUAUUAGAGUUUUAGCGGGUGAAAACGCGAUGGAAGGAAUUUUGAUUCACAAUUAUCUGAAUAAUAGACGGCGGCAAGUAUUCUAUGGCAACAGGAGGGCCGAAGCCUAUCACACGGUGUUUAGCUUAUUCAAAUACUAUCACCUAAGAAUGGAAACAGGUCUGACAUUAA
Messenger RNA from Hypoxylon trugodes, 1438 nucleotides. RefSeq lists its product as uncharacterized. The transcript has 2 exons. Gene Ontology annotation, molecular function: protein binding. The record is from RefSeq and is a predicted model, not a curated record. NCBI's taxonomy places the organism in Eukaryota, Fungi, Ascomycota, Sordariomycetes, Xylariales, Hypoxylaceae. The coding region runs from base 282 to 1118 and encodes 278 amino acids.